AUGUGGUCAGGUUCGGUUGGUAGUCGUGUCACUUGUGUCAGCACGUGUCACUCCUUGCCUGCGUGCAAAUCGGCCAACUUCUAUCAACCCAGCGGAGUAUGUGAUCUGAAUAAUGCCACACGGACCGAUGUUCCCAAUAACUUCGUUGCAGACUACGCGAGCGUGUACUUUGAAGGUAUUAAUGGAGACACAUCUGAGUUGUCUGUUGCAGCUAACAGCGAUUGCCAGAGUUUUCUGAAGGCAGGUUACGUGAGCGGUAUCUAUACGAUAUUCCCCGACGGGUUCGCUGAUGGUCUGAGGGUGUACUGCGACAUGGAGACCGACGGUGGAGGCUGGCUUGUCAUUCAGAGGCGUCAGGAUGGCAGUGUCGACUUCUACCGCGGCUGGGCUGACUACCGCGUGGGCUUUGGGGACUUGGCUGGUGAGUUUUGGCUCGGCAACGACAACUUGCGCACCUUGAGUAAUACUCUGGGAUCUUGGGAUCUUCGAAUCGAUGUUGAAGACUGGGUCGGCAACACAGCGUGGGCCGAGUACGCAGACUUUCAAAUUACAGGACAAGAUUACCGUCUGAGAUACCAUUCAUACAAUGAGAAAAGCACAGCGGGUGACUCUCUGUUCAAACAUAACGGUCAGCUAUUUUCAACAAAGGAUAAGGACAAUGACAACCUGGAUUGGUUCAAUUGCGCAGAGGAUGAGAAAGGUGGUUGGUGGUACAAUAUUUGUUCCUAUGCAAACUUGAACGGUUUCUACUUCAAUUCAUCCUUGGAAGAACGAAACGACUACCGAGCAAUUACGUGGAGUUCCUGGAGGGGUGAAAUUUACUCCUUAAAAAGGUGCAGUAUGAAGAUUCGAUUGACAAUGUAGGACUAUUAUCGCCAAUGUGAAAUAGACUAUUGCGACAU
Molecule: messenger RNA, 902 nt
Organism: Patiria miniata (bat star)
Lineage: Eukaryota; Metazoa; Echinodermata; Asteroidea; Valvatida; Asterinidae
Product: microfibril-associated glycoprotein 4-like
Exons: 1
Coding region: 1-864 (287 amino acids)
Source: RefSeq, a predicted model, not a curated record